GGGGGAAGGUGCAGGACGUGGUACAAAAAGGCAAAGUGGGGGAGAACUGCUGUUGGUGUGGAUUCACAGUAUUGGCUUCAGGCAGCGAUAUUAAUUGAUUGCAGACCUGGAUCUCAGAGCACGUUCUGACAGAAAGCGGAGUCAUCAGGGUCUGAAUAUCACUGGCAUUUAACUGUGGAAGGAAAGAGGCCUUUGAACAUUGAAGAAAAAAGCACUGUUCACACCAGGGAGAAACACCUAUUGGCUGUGUGUGGAAGAUUAAUCUGAAAUGUCCGAACGUCAGCGCAGUCACCCAGGGGAGAGACUGUGGAAAUGUGAGGAUUGCGGGAGGAGAUUUCUUUACCCAUCGCAGCUGCAAAUACACCAACGCAGUCACACUGGGGAGAAGCCAUUCACCUGCUCUGAUUGUGGGAUGGGAUUCACACAGUCAUCCAACCUGCUGAAACAUCAACGAGUUCACACUGGGGAGAGACCAUUCACUUGCUCUUUGUGUGGGAAAGGAUUCAUGCAGACAUCUCACCUGCUGAAACACCAGCGAGUGCACACAGGAGAGAGACCAUUCAGUUGCUCUGUGUGUGAAAAAGAAUUUGCUUUGUCAUCCAGCCUGCAGGUACACCAGCGAGUUCACAAUGGGGAGAGACCAUUCACUUGCUCCAUGUGUGGGAAAGGAUUUGUUUCGUCAACCAACCUGCUGAGGCACCAGCGAGUUCACACCGGGGAGAAAGCAUUCACCUGUUCUGUGUGUGGGAAAGGAUUCACUCAGUCAUCCUCCCUGCAGGAGCACCAGCGAGUUCACACUGGGAAGAGACCAUUCACCUGUUCUCAAUGUGGGAAAGGAUUCACUCGCGCAUCUAAAUUACUGGUCCACCAGCGGGUUCACACUGGGGAGAAACCAUUCACUUGUUCACAGUGUGGGAAGGGAUUUACUCACUCCUCCAACCUGCUGAGGCACCAGCGAGUUCAUACUGGGGAGAGACCAUUCACCUGUCUGGAGUGUGGGAAAGGGUUCUCUCAGACAAUUCACCUGCUGGUCCACCAGCGAGUUCACACCGGGGAGAAACCAUUCACUUGUUCAGAGUGUGGGAAGGGAUUUACUCACUCCUCCAACCUGCUGAGGCACCAGCGAGUUCAUGCUGGGGAGAGAUCAUUCACCUCUUCCAAGUGUGGAUAAGUCUUUGCUGAUUCAUCCUCCCUGUUGAUACACCAGCAAGUUCACUGUGGGGACAGACCAUUCACUUGCUGCAUAUGUGGAAAGGGAUUCGCUCAGUCAUCCAAACUGUUAACACACCAGCAUGUUCAACAAGAAUCAGAGUUGAAGGAUUUUGCUCUUACUCACAUCAAGGAAUGAACUGUGGUCUUUGGACUGUUUGUACUGAUGUUAUUAACCCCUGCUCAAAAUUUGGCUUUCUACUGGGGAAAUAAGGCAGGGCAGGUGACCGAGGUGUCAGUAGGGGAAUACUUUGGGGCCCAUAAUCAUUAUUUUAAAAGUAAUAUUUCGUUAUAGAAAAGGAUAGGUCUGGUCUGAAAAUUAAAGUCCUAAAUUGAUGUAAGGCCAAUUUUGACAUACUUAUGCUCCUUAAAGAUCAACAAGGCUGCCUAUGUGUGGAGAAACAGGUGAUGCCAAAUGAGUAUUCCAAUAUGUCCGUCCAUGCUAACCCCAUUUCCUUGCACUUGGCCCAUAUGCUUACAGUCCUUUCCUAUCCAUGUAUUUGUCCAAAUGCCUUUUCAAUGUGUUA
Messenger RNA from Chiloscyllium plagiosum (whitespotted bambooshark), 1736 nucleotides. NCBI's taxonomy places the organism in Eukaryota, Metazoa, Chordata, Chondrichthyes, Orectolobiformes, Hemiscylliidae. The record is from RefSeq and is a predicted model, not a curated record.